CAUCAGUGAGUGAGUGAGUGAGUAGUGAGUCCGCAAAGUGAGUAACUGGGAGUUGCACCACGGGACUACUCAGUCACUAUAAGAUCGCCAAGUCGCACAGACUCCUAGGUGCUCACAGUUUUUUUUUUUUUAAGUAAAAAAAUUUUUUUUUACUUUCAAAAUUCCAGGGUGAUUUUUUUUUAAGUUUUUUUUUUUCGAUGACUAGUUUACCGAAAAAUCGUGAAUUAUAUUUUUUUACAAUAAAUGAAAUACUAUUUAAAUGUAAACGGAAGUGAGUGAGUGGAUGAUAAGAAGAAAUUGUAUUGGGAGAAGACGGAUAUCCUCCUAUAGGAGAAAGAGGAAGCGAUGAUCUACGGGGUCCUAGUGGCCGGUGCUAUCACCCUUGCCACAUUAAGUCGGUAUUCGCUUGCACAAACAGCCACACUAACGAGUCUUGCAUUUUUUCUGAGCUCAAGUUUUACUACAGCAGUCACUGCGGCACCGUCUUACAAUCUCGGGAUUAUUUCCGAUCCUAGUAUUAAUAUUAUGGAAACGUGGGAGCAACCUUGCGGUACACCACUGGCUGCAUCUUUAAAACGGCCACCACAAAGACAUAGUGUUCAUCGGGCAUUAAAGAAAGUACGAAUACAGCUGCGUGUUGCUCAAAAUCAUUUUCGGAAAGACCUCAAAGUCGUACACGAAAUUUAUUCAAAGGUUUAUAAAGUAUUGAAGGGACAAUAUCACAUGAGCUGGUUGCCAAAGAAUCAGCUUGAAUGGUAUUACAAUGAACUUUGGUGCAAAGAAAAGAGUAAAAAAGCUGAACGUGGAUUGCCACAACUUCACGACGCGCUUCAACGAUUUGCCAUAACAUUUCAUUUGUUGAAGAAUUUUCGUCUCAAAUCAAAUAUCAAUGUCGAGUAUACAAUGAAUAAAAGGAAUGAAAUCAUUAAUCAAAUGCAAAAUGAAGUUCAUCGAAUGCUGUGUGAAGUGGAAACAGCAAUUUUAAAUUUAGGAUUACAAUUACCAGAAAUUCAUAAAACAGAAAUAGUCACAUCAGAUUCUGAUUGGGCCACAGAAGGUGAUCUCACUCUUAUGCUCAUACAAGACUGGGGUGUCCUACGACUUUACCAAGCAUUUCUCAAUGAUUGGACACGGGCGCUUCGUAAUGCGACAGCUAUUGGUCCUGGUACUUGUGAUCCGGAUGCCAUGAAACCGCUUUUAUAUCGAGCAAAACAAAAAAAUCCGAAAAAAACGAAACGAUUAAAGCCUAAAAGAUUAGCUCAAGUUAAAAAGAAAAAAAAUGAAAAUAAUAAUAAUCAUAAUAUUGAUAAUAAUAAUAACAAUACUAAUAUUAACAAUUAUAAUAAUAAUAAUAAUAAUAAUAAUAAUAAUAAUAAUAAUAAUAAUAAUAAUAAUAAUAGUAAUAGUAAUAAAAAUAAUAGUAAUAAAAAUCAUAGUAAUAAAAACAAUAAUAAUAAUAAUAAUAAUAAUAAUAAUAAUAAUAAUAAUAAUAAUAAUAAUAAUAAUAAUAAUAAUAAUAAUAAUAAUAAUAAUAGUAAUAGAUCUAAUCAUAAUGAAGGUGUUGUGGUUAGAAAUAAUGAAAUUAUCGUAGGUGGUAAUGGCGAAGUUAUUCAUUCACGUAGACGAGGCGUCAGACGACGAAUGGCUAAGAAUAGGAGAAAAAAAAAUAGACAAUAACGUUCUAUAAAUAGGAUCGCAAAUUAUUCAUAAAUUAUUUAUUUCAUUGUCAUCAAUUUUUUUUUUUUUUUUUUUUUUUUUCUAUAGAAUUUAUUAAAUUAUGUCUAAUUUCUUUUUUUUUUAACUACAUUAUUAACAAGAUUCAUAUAGAACUUUUAUAAAUUUCUACACUGUAAAAAAUAAGAUGCUGACAUCAAAUUCUCUAAGAAUUUGACAAAUUUCCUCUUCAGUGGAACCAAAUUCGUUUGAACCAACGAAAACUAGUUUGUCUCAAGAAAAUCAUUUUUAUUAAAUUAAAAGCUCUACCUGAUUAUGAGAAAUCGCUUAAGCGUUUAUAUUAAAGUUUUUAACUUUGACCGUAAAUAAAAUAACAUUUGAGUAAAUAGUGAAAUAUAUUUUGAUUAAAUUUUGGGUGUACUUAGUUUAAAAAUAAAAUCUUUUCGAAGCAAAUUUUUCAAUUUUGAUAAAUUUAACUUAAACUCUUGAAACGUUUGGUUUGAAAACUCUACAUAUUUCAAUGAAACAAUAGUAGUUUCCAAUAAUACCGAACGUGUGUCAACCGAUGAGUUUCUUGGGGAGAGAAUCCAAUGAGGUUGUAGGAAUAAUUUCACGCACUCCUAUUAAAACUGAAAAAUAUUUGACAAGAAUAUAAAUAUAUUCGUAACAAAAUAAUGAACCAUAUUUGAAUAAAAGUCCUUAUAUUAUCGAUUCGAUAAAAAAAAUUAUUUUUAAAAAGAGUCACAUAUUUAUCUCUUUUUAAUUAAUGCAUAAGCAAUCGAUUUUGUUUGUAUCCAUUCAAUAUAAAAACAAAAUAUUAGAAGUAAAAUUUAACUAAAACUUUCCUACUGGUUCUGUGGCGUAGCGGUAAAGCGACUGAUUCUUGCGCGUUGAGUGUUGGGUUCGAAUUCUCCGGAUACCAAUAAUACGAAUAUUCAAUUGUUCACUAAAAACUUCUGUAUGUUAGGAUUAUUUGUAAAGUGUAAUAUAUAUAUAAUAUUAUAAUAUAAUGUAACUGUCCUAACACUUGAUGAAAAAAAAAAAAGAAAUGAUAACAAUAAUAAUAAUCAAAUCGAAUCAAAAAUGAAAAAAUACAUAAGAAAAAAAAAUUUUUUUGAAUUAAUUAUUAAUGAAAUAAUCCAAGGCAAUACUCAUUUGAUUCGGAUUACUGUUUUUUUUGGAUCUAUGAAAUACAGCAAUUUGAAAUGAUCAUUUAUUGAAUCAAUUGCAAGGACAGUCUCUAUGAACCUAAAAAAAUAUUACUUUCAACACUAAGAUUCAUUUGCUUUAAUAAAAUUUUGACAACUGAAAAUUAAUACCUUCAAUCACCUCACAAUUUACUGUGAGUGAAAUUUUUAAUUAUUUUAUAUGAAACAAAAAUCAUCAUUGCAUCAACAGCAUCAAUGACUUUAGCUAAUUUCUAUUUUUUUUCAUUAAUGAAAAAAGUUAUUGAGUUACAGAAUUAGUUCAAACGACUCGGUAUCUUCCUUUAAGAAACUCACUUGGAGUAAAAUACUGUCAAACGUAGAGGUCAGCAGAUUCAAUCGCUUGACGCUCUUGGCUGUAUCGAAACGCACGGAGUACUUGAGCCAAACGAAUCUGGUUUGACGUUCGGAAUCAUUUUUUACAGUGUAGAGUAGUGGGCGAAAGUAUGAGAAUCGAUAGGAAUUCGUUGGAAUAAUCUUCUAUGUCCAUCUCCGGAUAGGAAUUCUUGUGGAAAUCUCUUAGACUCUAUUGAAAUUAAUGAAAAAAAAAUCUUGUGUUGAUAACUUUGAAUUUCCCUUGGAAUUCUAAUGGGAUUUAUGAGAAUUCAGUCGGGACAUUAUAGGAACGCAUAAAAUUUUUCGACAGUUCCCUGCAUCGGAAUGUAGAAAUGUGACAAAUAGAUGACACAUAUGCCUAAAUAUUUUGAAUGGGCGCCAAAAAAAAAAAA
Microplitis demolitor is the source of this 3607-nucleotide messenger RNA. RefSeq names its product NAD-dependent protein deacetylase Sir2B. Bases 346 to 1677 code for a protein of 443 amino acids. The transcript has 4 exons. The record is from RefSeq and is a predicted model, not a curated record. NCBI's taxonomy places the organism in Eukaryota, Metazoa, Arthropoda, Insecta, Hymenoptera, Braconidae.